UCCUUUGACGCUUGUUUCCCCAAAUCGCAUUCUGGAGCGAAGACUCCGUAACGCGUCUUCCCUCUAAAUCGAGAUCCAUUCUUCUCUGUAAACGAAGUUGUAGCACCCUCAACAAUGCGUGAGUGCAUCUCCGUGCACGUCGGCCAGGCUGGCGUCCAGAUUGGCAACGCCUGCUGGGAGUUGUAUUGCUUGGAGCAUGGCAUUCAGCCCGAUGGCCAGAUGCCGUCAGACAAAACCGUCGGCGGUGGCGAUGACAGCUUCAACACCUUCUUCAGCGAGACGGGUGCUGGGAAACACGUGCCCCGAGCAGUCUUUGUCGAUCUAGAGCCGACCGUUGUGGAUGAAGUGCGGUCGGGCACGUACCGCCAGCUGUUUCAUCCGGAGCAGCUGAUCACUGGCAAGGAAGACGCGGCCAACAACUAUGCUCGCGGCCACUACACCAUCGGCAAGGAGAUCAUCGAUUUGGUUUUGGAUAGGGUGAGGAAGCUUGCGGACCAGUGCACCGGCCUGCAGGGUUUCCUCAUCUUCCACUGUUUCGGAGGAGGCACUGGUUCCGGCUUCACCUCACUGCUGAUGGAGCGUUUGAGCGUUGAUUACGGCAAGAAAUCUAAGUUGGAGUUUGCUGUAUAUCCCGCUCCUCAGAUUUCCACAGCCGUCGUUGAGCCUUACAACUCCAUCCUGACCACUCACACCACAUUGGAGCACUCGGACUGCGCCUUCAUGGUUGACAACGAGGCCAUCUACGACAUAUGCCGGAGGAAUCUGGACAUUGAACGUCCCACCUACACCAACCUCAACCGCCUGAUUGGUCAGAUCGUCUCCUCCAUCACCGCCUCGCUCCGCUUCGACGGCGCCCUCAACGUCGACCUGACCGAGUUCCAAACGAACCUGGUGCCGUACCCACGCAUCCACUUCCCGCUGGUCACUUACGCGCCGGUCAUCUCCGCCGAGAAGGCCUACCACGAGCAACUGUCCGUCGCCGAGAUAACCAACGCCUGCUUCGAGCCGGCAAACCAGAUGGUCAAGUGCGACCCGCGCCACGGCAAGUACAUGGCCUGCUGCAUGCUAUACCGCGGCGAUGUUGUGCCAAAGGACGUCAACGCCGCCAUUGCCACUAUCAAGACCAAGCGGACUAUCCAGUUCGUCGACUGGUGCCCCACUGGCUUCAAGGUGGGCAUCAACUAUCAGCCGCCGACAGUGGUGCCGGGCGGGGACCUGGCCAAGGUCCAACGGGCGUUGUGCAUGCUCUCCAACACCACCGCCAUUGCCGAGGCAUGGGCCCGGCUCGACCACAAGUUUGACCUGAUGUACUCCAAGCGCGCGUUUGUCCACUGGUACGUCGGCGAGGGCAUGGAAGAGGGCGAGUUCUCCGAGGCUCGCGAAGAUCUGGCUGCGCUGGAGAAGGAUUUCGAGGAGGUCGGCAUGGACUCUGUCGAAGGGGAAGCCGAAGAAGAAGAGGGCUACUAAAACGCGAAAAUUGUCUGUUUUUUUCUGAAUAAACAGCUU
Pollicipes pollicipes is the source of this 1506-nucleotide messenger RNA. RefSeq names its product tubulin alpha-1D chain-like. NCBI's taxonomy places the organism in Eukaryota, Metazoa, Arthropoda, Thecostraca, Pollicipedomorpha, Pollicipedidae. The transcript has a single exon. The record is from RefSeq and is a predicted model, not a curated record. Gene Ontology annotation, cellular component: microtubule. Bases 115 to 1467 code for a protein of 450 amino acids. Gene Ontology annotation, biological process: microtubule-based process. Gene Ontology annotation, molecular function: structural constituent of cytoskeleton; GTP binding.